Molecule: messenger RNA, 5127 nt
Organism: Equus caballus (horse)
Lineage: Eukaryota; Metazoa; Chordata; Mammalia; Perissodactyla; Equidae
Gene: VEPH1
Product: ventricular zone expressed PH domain containing 1
Biological process (GO): regulation of signal transduction
Cellular component (GO): plasma membrane
Molecular function (GO): phosphatidylinositol-5-phosphate binding
Source: RefSeq, a predicted model, not a curated record
CAUUCUCCUGGAGCAUAUGACCUGGCUCAGUAGCAGGUGUGGGGUCCCCUGACCACACACCUUUGUGGGGCAGGAUCCCCAGGGAGGGGGUGACAUUCAUAGUGUCUACGUCAUAGUGAUCAAGCAGAGGAAUUUUUCCAAAGCACAGCUUCCCAGACAGCAGAUAUGUAACCUGAUGGGCAAUCAAACUUCUACGGGAACAGACAAAUAAGGAGUAGAGAAUAAUACAGUAUAAAACUUUUUUUUAACGUGCCAUUAAUUACUGAAACAGCAAGGGAGAGUUCUAGUACCUUUUUCUCCUCUGAAGUGUCAAUAGAUUAAGCAGAAUAAACAUUUUCUCUAGUAUUGCUGCAACAUUUUAAAGUACAAAUCUGACAUAUCUAGUUCCAGUGGAUUUUCAUGAAUAACCUCCCAGCAAAUAAAGUGGAAAAAAAGAGUGUAUGCAUUUUUGUUGAGUAAGUUUGUUCCAUUUAUAAGCAACUUCCUGCAUCCUCAAACUUUUGACGAUAUUAACUAGAAGCAGAGCAAGAGGAUCACUUCUUCAAGAGCUGUGACCCACACUGGACAAACGCUCAGUGUUUCAAACUGUGUGUGUGACAUCUUGAGAGGGAGGGAGUGUUAAUUAGGCCGCAGUUCUCUCUUCUCUGGGCUUUGUGAAAUGGCUCCCAAUAGCCACCCCGUUCACCUGCUCCAGUUCCUGUUGAAACCGUUUCCUCUGUGGGUUUUUUUUCUCCAUUCUUCCCAGGGAAAGUAUAGAUUUUCACGAACACAGGGAGUUUUGUUUUCUCUGUUAAAAACAACUCUGCUUUACUGGAGCAGGCUUUAUGUUUCGCCCCAGGAAACAGAGCAUUUCACUCAGAGGUGACUCUCCACUGGGUGAGGUGCAGCCUGUCACCUGACCAGCUCUGGAGCUGCUGGUGGCAUCAGGCUGCAUUCCUUGAAUUCUUCCACCCGGCUCCGAAAUGAACAACUUCAGGUUCACUGAGCUGAGUGGAUUCCACGGGCUGUGCCCUCGCAGUCCGCUGCCGGAUCUCCCGCCCAGUCUCCAGACACACAGCUGAGUAACAGCAAGCGCGCCUGUGAGGAGUGGCACCAGAGAGUGUCAAAGAAGACCUGAACGUCUGGAGAAAAAUGACAUUUCAAGGAAUACGGCGUAUACCUCCUGCUACGUGUUUUUGUCCUAUUAACCUGUGAUGACGGAAACAUACGGCCCUGGGCCUAUAGAAAGUCAAGGAUUACCACAUUCCUCAUCAUGCAUCAACUGUUCAGGCUGGUCUUAGGACAAAAAAAUCUUUCACGAGCUGGAGACCUCUUCUCCUUAGAUGACUCUGAGAUUGAAGACAGCCUGACAGAAGCUUUGGAGCAAAUUAAAAUAAUUAGCUCAUCUUCAGAUUACCAGACCAACAGCAAUGACCAGGCAGUGGUUGAGAUCUGUGUCACGCGAAUCACAACAGCCAUCAGAGAGACAGAAUCGAUUGAAAGGCAUGCCAAAGCCCUGGUGGGGCUCUGGGACUCCUGCUUAGAGCACAACCUGAGACCCUCCGGGAAGGACGAAGACACCCCUCAUGCAAAAAUUGCUUCUGACAUCAUGAGUUGCAUUUUGCAGAAUUACAAUCGGCCCCCUGUGAUGGCAUUAGCCAUCCCCAUCGCAGUGAAAUUCCUCCACAGAGGCAACAAGGAGCUGUGCAGGAACAUGUCCAACUACCUGUCUCUGGUUGCAAUUACCAAGGCAGAUCUCCUGGCCGAUCACACAGAGGUUAUAGUCAAGAGCAUACUCCAAGGUAAUGCCAUGUUGUUGAGGGUGUUACCUGCUGUGUAUGAAAAGCAGCCUCAAGCGAUUAACAGACGCCUGACGGAACUCCUGGCCUUGAUGUCUCGGCUGGAACAACCAGAACAGUACCAUCUUCUACGGCUUUUGCACGUAGCAGCAAAGACAAAGCAACCGGAGAUGGUUCAGAAGUGUAUUCCUUUUCUAAUCGGGCAUUUGCAGGAUUCGACCCAUACUGAUGUCAUCUUGAGCAUCCUCACAGAGAUAGCAGGCUACGCGCCGGAGGCUCUGAACAGUUCCCUUCCGGUGCUGAAGGAGAUGGCUGAGAGACGCCCCUACCUCAUUGGACAAAUGGCAAGAAUCUAUGGAGCUGUUGGGCAUGUAGAUGAAGAGAGAGCCAGGAGCUGCCUGCCAUUCCUGGUGAGUCAGCUGGCCAACAUGGAGCAUUCAUUUCAUCAUAUUCUCCUGCUGGAGAUUAAGAGCAUCACUGAUGCCUUCUCCUCCAUCCUGGGCCCUCAGAGCAGAGACAUCUUUCGCAUGAGCAACAGCUUCACUGCCAUUGCCAAGCUCCUUACCCAACAACUGGAGACUGCCAAGGCCAGAAGUGGCAGGAAAAAAGCCAGUGCUGAAAUCGAAUUCCCUGAAAAGCUGAGAGAAGCAAAGCUCACUAUAGCUGGAAAUGAAGACCAUGAAAAGCUCCAAGUUAAAAUACAGGCUUUUGAAGACAAAAUCAAUGCUGAGAGCAAUACCCCCGGCUCUAUCAGAAGAUAUAGUUUGGGCCACGUUUGUAAGGAAGAAAGAAAAGACAUUAGAUUUAGCAGGUCAAAGAGUUUGGCUUUGCACACGGUGCUAACGAAGGGCAUGAAUUCAGAUGAUGGGGAAGUCGUGGAGAGUGGAGAUACACCAGCCAGCAUCUCUCUUUCAGACUUAGACCCACUUAGCCAAGGAAAUGACAAGUGGUCCUUUAAGGCAGACGCUGAUGGAUCACAGCUGGGAAAUUCUUCAGUUUCACACUCAAGUAGUAUACAUAUAGAAUCAGAGAAUUUGCCAGAACUCGUUAAAGAAAACUACCGGGAAGAAACUCCAGAGGCAACCACAAGUCCUGUAGAAUACCAAGAUAAGCUGUAUUUGCACUUAAAGGAAAACCUCAGUAAAGUGAAAGCAUAUGCUGUGGAAAUCGGAAAGAAGAUUCCCGUCCCUGAUCAGUGUACCAUUGAAGAUUCUGUUAGAAGCUGUGUAGCAAAAUUGUUCUUCACCUGCUCCCUGAAGGGUCAUUACUGUCUAUACAGCAAAUCCAGUUUCAUCCUCAUCAGCCAAGAGCCUCAGCCCUGGAUCCAGAUCAUGUUCCUGUUCCAGCAGAGCCUGUUUCCUGAGCCCCUGUCCAUACAGAGUCGAUCUGUGCAACUUCUCAGGGCUUUGUGGGAGAAGACGCAAGCAGAGGGUGCCCACAGCUUUGAAACAGCCAUGAUGGAGUCCACAUUUCCACAGCAGAAGGCUCUGGACCAGGUACAGCUCCAUCUGGAAGAAGUGAGGUUCUUUGAUGUGUUCGGCUUCAGCGAAGCGGCAGGAGCAUGGCAAUGCUUCAUGUGCAACAACCCUGAAAAAGCGAGCGUUGUAAAUCAAGAUGGCCAGCCUCUCAUAGAAGGAAAACUUAAAGAGAAGCAAGUCAGAUGGAAGUUCAUCAAAAGGUGGAAAACUCGUUAUUUUACGCUGGCUGGAAAUCAACUUCUGUUUCAAAAAGGAAAGUCUAAGGACGACCCUGAUGACUCCCCAAUAGAACUCAGCAAAGUACAGAGUGUGAAAGUGGUGGCCAGGAAACGCAGGGACCGCUCUCUCCCGCGGGCUUUCGAAAUCUUCACAGACAAUAAAACCUAUGUUUUCAAGGCCAAGGAUGAGAAGAAUGCAGAAGAGUGGCUCCAGUGCAUCAAUGUGGCAGUCGCCCAAGCAAAAGAGAGGGAAAGUAGGGAAGUAACCACAUAUCUGUAGGGAUUUGCAAGCCGACCUCACACCAACUAUACAAUGGGCAUUGCACUAUCAUUGCCAAUGUCAAGAAAAAGAGACAAAUUCACUGCCAUGCUGUUUUUUUACUAAAUACCCCGGAACAGUUUUCCCUAAGAAGCAGGACCUAAAUGUGGCAGGAUUCUCCAUACAUUCCAUAUCCUACUGGCAUUUGCAUUAACUCCAGAAGGUCUGUGUGAUGUGCUCAAGAUGAGGAGCUCCAGAUGGUAUGCAGCCAGAAAGUGGAGAUUCAGGGUCCUAGAAACUUCUAUAGAUAUGUCAUUGCACAUUGUAAGAAAACCACUUUAAAAGAUCCUGGAACCACCUGUCCUGAGGGAGAAUAGGCACUUCUGAUGAAGAACAGUCUGUCAAAAAUACUGAAAGGAGAAACACCUACUAGGAAAAGUCUAAUCAGUGGACACUGAGGAGAACCAUACAGCUUACUUAUAGACAUAUGCUAAUUACUUUUAUCCUCUCCUAAUAGGAAUGAGACAAACCCGUGAUAAAACGGCUCUCAGGUUCAGCCAGUUAUGUAACUAAAUGUCUGUCUUUCAGAACUACUUCUCUGAUUAUUCCUUUUAGGUUCAGAUACCAUAAUAUGAUCUAAAGUUUCGAUACUUGGAUAUAUCUCCUGCCCAAGGCAGUAAGUGUAAGAUGGAAUAAGCAUAGAAAAACAUUUUCUCCAUCUUCAAAAUACGUGCCAUUUCCCUUAAACUUUGAGAUUUUAAAAUUCUAUACUUUUCUUCUUCGUAUUCAAUUUUUAAUACAUCUGAAUUACAAACAUUGAUUGGUUUUUGCCAUUACUCAAUUUUUUUAAAUUAAGCUAUGGUAGGCAGAAUUCUAGGAUGACUCUCAAUGACCCACAGCCUGGUAUAACCUAUAACCUCAUUCCCUUGAGUAUAGUGGCUCCUGUAACUUGCUUCUAACUAAUAGAAUAUGGCAAAAGGGAUGGGAUAACCUCUCUCAUGAUUAUGGUACAUUAUAUGGCAAAGGCAGAGAAAUUUUGCAGAUAUAAUUAAGGCCUUUAAUCAGCUCGACUUUGAGUCAAUCAAAAGCAAACGAUUCUGGGUGGGUCUGACCUCAUCAGACGAGCCUGUUAAGAGAGUGAACAAGUCAGAAACUCUCUCCCACUGGCCUUGAAUGAGCAAGCUGCCACGAGUGCUACAGCGUCAAGAAAAUGAACUUUGCCGACACCCAGGGAGUUUGGAAGAGGAUCCUGAGCCUCAGAGGAGAGCCCCGACCCAGCUGAGACCUGGAUUGCAGCUUUGCAAAAGCCUGAGCAGAGGACUGGCUAAGCCAGGCCUGGACUCUUGACGCACGGAGACUCUGAGAUAAUAAAUAUGUGCUGCUUAAGCUGCUAA